Arabis nemorensis is the source of this 573-nucleotide messenger RNA. NCBI's taxonomy places the organism in Eukaryota, Viridiplantae, Streptophyta, Magnoliopsida, Brassicales, Brassicaceae. The record is from the annotation of a GenBank genome assembly.
AUGACUCCAAACAAGCUUGUGUUCUUCUUCUUAGCUUGCCUCCUAAUGUUCACAUUCUCAGACGACAACCUCGUGGCUGGAGAUUCUGACAAAGUGAAGCUCAAUCUUUACUACGAAUCACUUUGUCCCGGUUGUCAAGAAUUCAUCGUCGAUGGUCUUGUGAAAGUCUUUGACUCCGAUCUCCACACAAUCACCGAUCUUACCCUCGUUCCUUUUGGUAACGCUAAAAUCUCCGAUAAUUUAACCGUCGCUUGCCAGCAUGGUGAAGAGGAAUGCAAACUAAACGCCAUUGAAGCUUGCGCUAUAAAAACUUGGCCUAAUCCGCUCAUACUUGCGUAUGCAAAGCAGACAUUGAGUCUGAAACCGAAACAUAAAUACGUACCAUGGGUCACAGUUAACGGGAAACCACUCUAUGAAAAAGUGAAUGAUUUUGUAGCACAAGUAUGCAAAGCUUACAAAGGAAAGUCUGCUUUACCAAAAGUCUGCAAUUCCUCUGCUUUGUCUAAGUCGCGUGAGAGUAAUAAUGUGUUCAAGCUCCAAGUCUCUUAUGCAGAUGAAGCUAUCAAUUACUAA